AUGAGGUUGGCCGUCGCAGCCUUGCUGCUAACCUCAUCAUUCCACGCCAUCGCUACGUCCGUUGAUUCUCAGAUUCCCUUGAGGGAUGCAGGCAGCAGUUCGAAACAGUGUCCUGCAGAUGUCGAGUUAAGCUGCCAUAAUACCCGCCCCGUGAAGGAUGCUUGCUGCUUCAACACCCCGGGCGGCUUACUCCUCCUAACUCAAUUCUGGGACGCGCAUCCCGCGACUGGCCCGGAGGAUGCGUGGACUCUCCACGGAUUGUGGCCCGAUAACUGCGAUGGUUCUUUUGAGCAGUACUGUGACCGGAGCAGACAGUAUAACAAUAUCACAGAUAUCCUGCAAGCUCAUGGGAAGACGGAGCUCCUUGAGUAUAUGAGCACGUAUUGGAAGGAUUGGAAAGGUAACGAUGCAGACCUCUGGGAGCAUGAGUGGAACAAACAUGGGACUUGUAUCAGCACUCUGGAAACUAGCUGCUAUUCAGAUUACCGGCCGCAGGCAGAAGUGGUUGACUAUCUUGAAAAAGCAACGGAGGUGUUUAAGGGGCUGGAUACUUACAAGGUCUUAGCUGCGGCGGGAAUCAAACCUGAUCCAUCAAAAACAUACACACUGAAAGAGCUCCAGGAUACCUUGACAAAACUUCACGGAGUGGAGGUCACACUACGGUGCCGAAACUCCCAAUUGAAUGAAGUUUGGUACUUUUUCAAUGUCAAAGGUAGCCUGCAGACGGGAAAAUAUGUGUCUGCCAAACCAGGUGGCUCGCCAUCAAAUUGCCCCGCUAGGGGAAUAAAGUAUCUCCCUAAAAGGCGAAAAUCCCGUCCAACUUCAUCGAGACGUCCAGGACCUACAUCGACUAGAAGCUCCCCCUCACCCACGGGGACCGGCAACCCUUUCUCUGGUAGAGGGCACCUUGAGGUUAUCACCGGAGGUAGGAAGACUGGGUGCCUGAUCAGCUAUGGAACAUGGUACAGCACAGGCACUUGCGCCACAUUCACUGCAACUCCCUCCGGAGAUGGUUUCACUCUCAGCUCCAGCAAAGGCGACUGUGGAAUAUUAGAAUCUGUUUUCGAAUGUGACACGGAAAUGAAGCCUAGUGUUUUUACGGCGAUUGACGGCAUGCUUGCUAUUGGGGGGAAAACGACCUUUUCUGCGGACAAGGUCCCAAGGGGUACAGCGCAGGUCCCUAUUUUCACCAACGGUCACUCAAUAGAGCUGACGAUAGGGUGGAAGCAAGUUUAA
Molecule: messenger RNA, 1236 nt
Organism: Uncinocarpus reesii 1704
Lineage: Eukaryota; Fungi; Ascomycota; Eurotiomycetes; Onygenales; Onygenaceae
Product: ribonuclease Trv
Exons: 5
Coding region: 1-1236 (411 amino acids)
Biological process (GO): RNA catabolic process
Cellular component (GO): extracellular region
Molecular function (GO): ribonuclease T2 activity; RNA binding
Source: RefSeq, a predicted model, not a curated record